Messenger RNA from Neodiprion virginianus, 1747 nucleotides. RefSeq lists its product as uncharacterized. Lineage: Eukaryota; Metazoa; Arthropoda; Insecta; Hymenoptera; Diprionidae. Bases 98 to 1129 code for a protein of 343 amino acids. The record is from RefSeq and is a predicted model, not a curated record. The transcript is spliced from 8 exons.
UUCCCAGUGGGGAUUCAAUUGGCGCUCUGUCGUUGAGUAUAAGGUGAGAGUCGUUAAACGUGUUUUGCAUAAGUACUCUGCAGUUAGGCGGGACAAGAUGCGGUCCAAGGAAAAACACAUUGACGAUGUCCAACCUGCGACCGUGGAUCAGCAUUUCAGGAUACUUGUAGCCGACGAAGACACCAUCGACUACGAUGAGUCUGAGCAAGUUACUCCAGCGGAUCUUCCCGAGUGGUAUGAUGCAAAAUUGUACAAAGCAGGGCAAGAUUACUACCGUUCCAACAGCCUUGGAUUAACCACUGCGAUCAUAUGUGGUCUUGUAGCUGUGCUGGCUGUUCCUUCGAUCCUGAAGGUUCUCAUCUAUACCAAAAAGAGUGGAACGGCAUGCGCAGCGUUCAAAAGAUAUCUCGAAACAAGUUUGCAUACUCGAGCGUGGUACAUGGCGGAUUUGAACGUUAUUAAUUCGGAUUGGUUCAAGUCAACGAAUACAGUUCGCUGGAAGCAUUGCCUCGCAAAUCGACGAGCCCUCCGAGAUGGAAUCGGGGGAAUCACUCAUCGGGACAUGGCGCUCACUCAGUAUGGUAUGAUCGGCUACGUUCUGCUCGAACCGGAAUCUUUGGGUCUGACAAACACCAAGGAUCAGCGAGAGGGAAUCAACCACGUGUUGAGAGUCGUUGGACAUAUGCUUGGCAUUUCAGAUCGAUUGAACAUUUGUCGGAAGAACGAAGCUGAAACUACGGCAUUGUGUAGAAGAUUGCAAGCCGAGGUAUUCGGCAAGUACUUCGAAGAAGUUCCUCCGAAUUUUGUCGACAUGGUGACAGCGCUGCUGGAUGGGAUGUGGAGCAUCGACAUGAGCAUAGAUACCGGGUCCAUUUUUGCUUUCAGUUACAAGUUGAACAGAGUGCCAUAUACAAAACCUCUGAGCACGUAUAGCUGGCUGGUACUCAAAUACCGCGAAGCAUCUCACAAACUGUGUGGAACUCCCGGCAUCGGUGUCUUUGUUCGUGCGUAUUACAAUUUUUUAAUAAACUUUAAUUUCCUGCUGAUAAAGAAAUGGCCGGUAAUAGCUUGGCUUCAGUACGGCUUUGAACAGUCCAAGAUAUAUCUGUACCCGCAACUGCAGAAGUAAGAAAAUUUCGCAUAGAAAUUUUAUAUACUACUAACAUUAGUUUUUAUUACAUUCAUUUAAGGGGUAUCAAAUUAUUAUAUACCUAUAAAAUAUGAUAACCAUUGACGCAAGAUUCAAUACGGUCAGAAGUAAUUUCGAAGUAUAUAUUGACAAAAGAAUAUUGAAAUGAUUAUUGAUUCUUUGAAUAAGAUAAUUAAAUUUCAAAGACUGCAACUUUUCGAAUGAAAAAUUUGGAUUGAUGUAUUGUGCACUGUUCAAUAAUAGUAAGUACUUUUAAGCAAUUCUUUGACAAGAAUUUUUGAGCUAUUAUUUCACGCAUCGAUUUUUUAUCAUUAUUUUAUACGUAAUGUGACGUUGUGUAGAGAAUGUGACUGAAAAUAUACGAUAAUGCGUUAUUCAGUUUUUUGCAUUUCAUAAAAAUUUCCGGCAAGGCAAAGAGAAAAGAACUCAAGGCGUUUGUUAUAAAUUAUAUAAUUUUACUAAUAUAAUAACUAGUAAAAUGUGCCAACUGUGCGUUUGCCAUUCUGCAACCUUAACACUUGGGCGAACAACCCCCGCAACUGUUCGAAAACUUGCGUAUAUAUACAUAAUAUAUAACUCAAUUAUAACCCCUUUAAA